This is a messenger RNA of Monodelphis domestica (gray short-tailed opossum), 9420 nucleotides long. RefSeq names its product karyopherin subunit alpha 6 (gene KPNA6). Lineage: Eukaryota; Metazoa; Chordata; Mammalia; Didelphimorphia; Didelphidae. Gene Ontology annotation, cellular component: cytoplasm. Gene Ontology annotation, biological process: protein import into nucleus. Gene Ontology annotation, molecular function: nuclear import signal receptor activity; protein binding. The record is from RefSeq and is a predicted model, not a curated record.
ACACCAUUGCCUAUAGUUGUUAUUCCCUAUUUGAGCCAGUUCUGAUGAAAGUAAGGUUUAUGCGUUGCCUAUUACUACCCUCAUCCUCCUCUCCACUGUAAUAGGUUUUUUGUGCCUCUUCAGGUAACAAAAUUUACCCCAUUUCACCUUUUUCUUCCCUUUUCUCUCAGUGCGAUCCUCUUUUUUCACUCCUUGGAUUUUUUUUUAUGCCAUUCUAAUCUGCUUAUUCCCACACCUGUCUUUGUAUACUCCUUCUAACCUGAUAAUGAUAAAAAUUUCAAGUUACUAAUAUCAUUACAUGUAAAAUAGUUCAACCUUAUUAAAUCCCUUAAAUUUUCUCACAUUUGCCUUUUUAUGCUUCUUUGAGUUUUGUAUUUGGACAUCAAAUUUUCUGUUUGGAUCUAGUCUUUUCAUCAAGAAUGGUUGGAAAUCUAUUAAAUGGCCUCUUCCCCUCCCCCCCCCAAAAGAAUAUACUCAGUUUUGCUUGUUAGGUGAUUCUUGGUUACGUUCCUUUACCUUUUGAAAUAUCAUAUUCCAAGACUUCUGGUUCUUUAAUUUAGAAGCUGCUACAUUCUGUGUAAUCUUGACUGACUUGAAUUUGGCUAUAAUAUUUCCAAUCAUUUGGGGUUUUAUUUCAAAAGGAGUUAGUGAAUUCUUAUAAUUUCUAUUUUUCCCUCUUGUUCAAGAAUAUCAGGACAAUUUUUCUUUGAUAAUUUUUUGUAAUAUGAUAUCUAGUAUUUUUUGUUUGUUUUUUAAUCAUGACUUUCAGGCAAUCUGGUAGUUGUUAGAUUGCCUUUCGUGGAUCUGUUGUCCAGGUUAAUUGUUUUUUUUUCAGUGAGAUAGUUUAUAUUUUCUUGGGGUUUUUUUAUCUUUUUUAUUUUGUUUCAUGAAGUCAUUAGCUUUUGUUUGCCCAAUUCUAAUUUUCAGGAAAUUAUUUUCUUCUGUGAGUUUUUGAAAAUCUUUUUUCAUUUUGUCAGUGCAGUUUUUUUUUUAAGAAAGUCUUUUUUUAAUUGGAUUUUUGUGCCUCUUUUUCCACUUGGCCAGCUUUGUGCUUUACAUAUCAUCUUAAACAACUUAGUGCCAUAACCUUUGCCUAUGAAUAAUUCUUCUAUCUACUAUGAUAAUGAAAACAAUUUUUAAGAGUUACAGAUAUUUUUUCAUCUAAAAAUAUAAACCAAUUUAACCUUACUGGAGCCCUUAAAUUUUUUCCCCCUCAUUCUUGUUUACCUUUUUAUGGUUCUCUUGAAUUUUAUAUUUGGACAUCAAGUUUUCCAUUUAGUUCUGAUCUUUUUUUUAGGAAUGUUUAGAAAUCUUCUGUUUGUUAAAUGCCCAUACUUUCCCCUGAAAGCAUAUAGUCAGUUUUGAUGGGUAGAUGAUCUUUGGUUGGAGAUCCAAUUCUCUUGCCUUCUCCAUUAUCAUAUUCCAAGCCUUGCAGUCCUUUAGCGUGGAGACUGCCAGAUCCUGUGUGAUCCUGAUUGGGGCUCCUUGAUAUCUGAAUUGUCCCUUUCUGACUCUUUACAGUAUUUUCUCCAUGUCUUGGAAGCUCUUGAAUUUGACUAUUACAUUCCUGGAGGGUUGUCUUUUGAGGAAUUCAUGUAGGGGGUAAUAUAUGGACUCUUUCAAUUUCUAUUUUGCCUUCUUAUUCAAGAAUAUCAGGGUAGUUUUCUUGGAUAAUUUCUUAUAAUAUGAUUUCAAGGCUUUUUUUUUUCUUCCAGGCUUUCUGGUAGACCAGUAAUUCUCAGAUUGUCUCUCCUCGGUCUGUUUUCUAAGUCAGAUGUCUUUUCAAUGAGAUAGUUCAUGUUUCUAUUUUGUCAUUCUUUUGAAUUUGCUUUAUUAAUUCUUGCUGUCUUAUGAGAUCAUUAGCUUUUACUUGCUUAAUUUGAUUUCUGUGCCUCUUUUUCCAUGUGGGCAAUUUUGUCUUUUAAGCUAUUUUCUUUUUGAAUUACUUUCAUUUCUUUUUCCUACUUUUCUUCCCAUUUUUCUUCUAUCUUUCUUACUUGGUUCUUGAACUCUUUUUUUUUUUAGUUCCUUGACAGCUUGUGACCAGUUUGGAGGGGAAAGUUUGGAUGUAUCUGCUUGUUACUCUCCACCAUUUCUUCUGUAUUUUGUUCUUUUUCUCCAUAAAAUUAUCCAGGGUCAAAAGCUUUUUUUCCCCUGCUUAUUUCUUUUGCUACUUUUGGAUUGUGGUUCCUGCAUGUUGGUGGACUUUACUUUCUUAGCUUCUGUCUCGCAGGGUUUUGCCUUGGUAGUAUCUUCCAGGCAGUUCUUUGUGUGACAUACUUUAAAGCGUUUUUCCCUAAGGCUAUUUUUCCAGUCCCUGCUGCCUCUGCUGUGGCCGUCUUCUGUCCAAUCUCUACACUCUGCUGCCCAGGCUCCACGCUCUUCAGCCUCAGGUUCCAAGUCUCACUGCCAAGGCCUUGUACUGCCCUCAGAAACCAUGGCGAGCCCAGGGAAGGACAAUUACCGGAUGAAGAGCUAUAAGAACAAAGCACUGAACCCAGAAGAAAUGAGAAGGCGGCGAGAGGAAGAGGGAAUCCAGCUUCGUAAGCAGAAACGAGAGCAACAGCUUUUUAAACGAAGAAAUGUAGAACUAAUCAGUGAAGAUGCUGCCAUGUUUGACACACUACUCAUGGACUCCUAUGUCACCUCCACCACUGGGGAAAGAGUGAUCACAAGAGAGAUGGUCGAGAUGCUCUUUUCUGAAGACUCUGACCUGCAGUUAGCAACCACACAGAAAUUCCGCAAGCUGCUCUCAAAGGAGCCAAAUCCUCCCAUAGAUGAAGUGAUCAAUACCUCGGGAGUGGUGGACAGGUUUGUGGAAUUUCUGAAGAGGAGCGAGAACUGCACAUUACAGUUUGAAGCUGCCUGGGCCCUGACCAACAUUGCCUCUGGAACCUCACAACAGACCAAAAUUGUCAUUGAAGCUGGGGCUGUCCCUAUCUUCAUAGAAUUACUUAACUCUGACUUUGAGGAUGUACAAGAACAGGCUGUCUGGGCCCUGGGAAACAUAGCCGGUGACAGCUCUGUCUGUAGAGAUUAUGUCCUGAACUGUGCCAUUCUUCCACCAUUGUUGAUACUCCUCACCAAAUCCACACGUGUGACGAUGACCCGGAAUGCUGUCUGGGCCCUGUCAAACCUGUGCCGAGGAAAGAAUCCACCCCCUGAAUUCGAAAAGGUUUCUCCUUGUUUGCCUGUGUUGUCCCGUUUGCUAUUCAGCAGUGACUCAGACUUGCUGGCAGAUGCAUGCUGGGCCCUCUCCUAUCUGUCUGAUGGCCCCAAUGAGAAGAUUCAAGCUGUCAUAGACUCUGGAGUCUGUCGGAGACUGGUGGAGCUCUUGAUGCACAAUGACUACAAAGUGGCCUCCCCUGCCCUUCGAGCAGUAGGCAACAUUGUCACUGGUGAUGAUAUCCAGACCCAGGUGAUACUUAAUUGUUCAGCCCUACCUUGCCUCCUCCACUUACUGAGUAGUCCCAAGGAGUCAAUCCGGAAAGAAGCUUGCUGGACCAUUUCAAACAUCACAGCUGGAAACAGGGCCCAGAUACAGGCUGUCAUAGAUGCAAAUAUUUUUCCUGUGUUGAUCGAGAUACUGCAGAAAGCUGAAUUCCGAACAAGGAAAGAGGCUGCCUGGGCCAUCACCAACGCCACAUCAGGAGGGACUCCUGAGCAGAUCAGGUAUCUGGUUACGUUGGGUUGCAUCAAACCUCUGUGCGACUUGCUGACUGUGAUGGACUCUAAGAUCGUACAGGUUGCCCUCAAUGGCCUUGAAAACAUCCUCCGGUUAGGUGAACAAGAGGCUAAGCGGACGGGUGCAGGGGCCAACCCCUACUGUGGCCUCAUUGAAGAAGCUUAUGGUUUAGACAAGAUCGAGUUUCUCCAGAGUCAUGAGAACCAAGAGAUCUACCAGAAGGCCUUUGACCUCAUUGAGCACUACUUUGGUGUAGAAGAUGAAGACACAGGCCUGACCCCUCGGGUGGAUGAGACACAGCAACAGUUCAUCUUCCAGCAGCCUGAGGCCCCCAUGGAGGGCUUCCAGCUAUAAUGCCUGCUUAGGGGAAGGGAAGGGAGGGAGAAGACAGGAGAGCACCACAGACCAGCCCAUACAGUUUUUGGCAGUGAUGGUUGUGGUGGUGGUGGUGGCGGUGGUGGUGACAGUGGCAACGGCGGCAGCAGCAAAAGGGAGGGACGCCUGGGUUCCCUGCCCCAGUCCAGAGACUGCCUUUGCUGCCCACUCCCUCCCUCCCUUCCCAGGAGACCCCUCUGAGGACAGGCUAAGGUUUUGCUUUUGUGGAGAAAAGGGGAUUUGUUUUUCCUCCUUACCCACUAUAUUUUUGCUGCAUACCUGUCUAACCCAAGAGCCCAGGGUGGAAAAAGGAGGACUGAGGUAACCAAUUUGCACCUUUUUUUUUCCUUUUGUGGUGAUUUUUCUCUUCCUUUUUCCCUUCCUCCCUCCCUAGCCCCUACCCCGGGCUGUGUCAGUCUUACUUUGGGUACUUGAGCAGAUGGAAUAUUCCAAGGGGGGAGGAGGGGAGGAGGGAAGGGAGAGAAUCCAAAAAAAAUAAGUGUUCAUGCUCUGAUGGAAUAUUAAUCCUAGAUGCUUGGAUUGAGUCAUUGAAGCUUUUUCUUUUUCCUUUUGCACAUUUUACUCGUAUUAUAGUUCCUCCUGGCAUCUUGGGAAAAUCCUUGGGUCUCUUAGAGUUGACUGUCCCCUUUCAAAAUCAGUCUCCUACCAGUGGCUGGUACACUAUGGCAAUAGGGAAAACUGCCAUGAUGUUACCAUCCUGGUUGCCUUCCCUUCAUCUGCCUUUCUGCCUCCCCAGGGCUUGGGGCCUUAUGGGGAAUCCAUCCCAACUUACCUGGUUUGGGAAAUAGGCCCACCUUAUGGUUACAAGCUCAACCCCAAGAAAGGGGAUGGUAAAGGCCCUCAGGUGGAAUGACCCAGACGUAGCUACUGAUCCUGCUAUUCCAAAAUUCCCUCCACCCAGCUGUCAAAAUGGUGCAACCCCUAACUUCAUUGUUUACUUGAAACUUCCCCUCAGAGGUGGGACCUGCCCUGAGGUAGCAACAUUUUCUCCUGAGUCCACAGCACGUAACUGUCUCUGGAGUAGGCCUCAGCCCGAUUUCCCACGUUGGAAUGCAGGGAUGGAUGGCAGCACAUGUCGGGAUUGCCAGAGACUUGUGUCUUUAGCCUUUCCUGCUUCUCCUCCACAGCUGGAUCAUGUUCAUUUUACUUACAAAGGAAAGAAUGUCAAAGCUCUGUAUUUUUUAUAUUCUAUAUAUUAGGUAGGCAAGUCUUAAUUCGUUUGAAGAGGAAGUGGAUCUAUGAGCUGUCUUAAUUUCUAAAAAUAGGAUGAUUCUGUGAGGCAGACAGAACUUGGUGACAGUAACUUCCUCUCACAUUAGGUUCCAGUCCUUCUCCCUUCUUUCCUGAGCUCAGUGGGGCCCACAAGCCAGAUCAGGCAUGAGUCAACCUCAAAUUUUCACCUAGCCAAGCACAAGAAGAUGGCCUGGGGGUUAUAAGCAAGGUCUUAGAAGGGAAGGGGACUUAAGGAAAGAAUGGGCUGCAUCUCAGUCUGGCUGGACUCUUGGUAACCCUGAGAUCAAUGAGUGAGCAUAAUGUCCUGGCCAGACCCAACCACAAUUAGCAUCUGAUGACCCAAGUGACCCCCAUACAGUGAUUAUGAAUUCCCACUUUCAUUUUAGACUAGAAGCCUUCUCAGAAUCGUGAAGAAGAGAAGAUGGGAGUUAUCUUCGUCUUUACAUCAUUCUGUUAUCAACAUGAUAUGACAGUGCCCUUCUUCAGAUCUCUUGAGUACUUAGCACCUAGAAUUUACCCCCAGGAAUAUUUGCUCCUUUACUCCCCACAGCAUAAUCUUCAUUUCUUUGUCUGUGGCUACAAAUAGGAGGCAUUUGCUGCUAACCAAGUGACUCUUUGAAGUAGUGAUGGCAGGGAACCAGGACCCUAAGGGAAAGUUUAGACACUGGCCUCUAAAGCUAUGUCCCAGCAAAGACAGACAACACUUUAUACUCAAACUUUAGUGGUCAGAGUAAGUCAGUCUUCUGUUUAGUUGGUCACAAUAAAUACUCUCAAAAUUAUACCUUUUCUCACUUUAAGGGUGGGAAAAGGAUGCUUUUGCACAAAAUGGCCAUCCUUGUUGAUUCUGAACAUAAGACCAUGAGCAUAGUUUUGUCAGUCGUAUCCUUUCAUGCAACAAGGGCCCCUGCUGUCUUGACCAAGGAAGGACACAGAGAAUGCAUGUUGUCUAUCCUCUUACAUUUCAAAAGAAGUUCAUUGGCCAUUUGCCCUCUUCUUCCUUCUCCAUACUCCAAGGUGCUCCAGACUAGUACUGUCUCGGAAGCUGUCAAACUGACAACUUUAAAUGAAAGAUUCUCCCUUUAUAAACUGAUGAACUGUACACUCUUGUGAAAUCCAACUCUGGGCACCAGGGUGUGGCUGCCCAGCUCCCCAGAAGGCAGGAGGACUGAGAUACUCUACUUCAUCAAGCCCUAUAGCAUUUACAAAAUUAACUUACCUCAAAUUAAGAGGGAAAUUUUUCAUUGAUGUCUUUGACCUGAAGAAUGACAUAUUUCUGAACAGUACAUGUUGCACAGAAUCUUAGUCUUUGAAAUUCCUUGUGACCAAAAUAUACUUCAUCUUGGAGCCCCCCAAACAUGAUCUGACAGUCCAUUGGUCCAGCAGAGGGUUUGCAUUGCCACUGCUCAAAGUCUACUUGAUAUACAUGAGAACUAUAGAAACAUUGAAUGCAAAUUGACUUUGUCAGACUUUUCUUUGGUCUUCAGCCAUUCUCAUGCUACUCUUCCUUAUGGAGCCAAUUAUUCAUCUUCAUUCAUUAUUUAUUCCUUAGUAUGCUCCCCAACCAGAGAGGGGGGGGGGGUUCCUUUGGUUUGUCUCACUUGGUGGACACCUUCAGUUCAAGAUCUUAGCUCCCCUUGAUUUUUUAUUCCUGACAGUAUUCCUGUCUAUCCCAAAGUUGCCUUGCCUGCUAGCUCCUUUCUCUGCCUCUAACCUAUCAACUGGUUUCUUGGCAGCUUUGUUAAAUCACUGGUCCCCAAGCCAAGUCUUCAACCUCUAAAUGAGUCUGAACUUGGAAGUCUGGAAAGUUAACACAUGGAACGUAAGGAAGUGGUCGGAGGAGUGGUGCAGAUAUAUAGACCUAGUAUUGAAGAUAAUCAAAGCAAUUUCCUGUGCAGUCAACUUGGAACAUUUUCUGGGACUUUUCCAUUUGAGUUUGAUAAGUAGAUGAAACAAAGACUUAGAAUCUAAGUUUUUUGCUAGUAUCUCCAGAAAAGAGACACCAAGACCUGAGUGGGGUAGAGUGAUAUUAUUAAACUGAAUGAGUCACCAGAUCAUCAGCCAUUUCAUCUCUCUGGUCCUUCCAGCUCAAUUGGUCCAGUUCCAACCCUACAAUCAUCAUGUCUUCCCUCCUCUCUAAAUAGUUGCACACCUUUAGAUGCAAAUGGUGUUUUGUGGACUGUAGCAUCUCUACCCCACCUUCUUUCAGGACCUGCAUUGAUUUUGCCCUUUGCAAGCAGAAAUAUGUGCCAAGGUUUCUUUCAAUAAUCUGGAGACCUAAGAAUCCCUCUCCCCAAGCAGCCCUUUGAACUAUAAUUUAUUAUCAGUUCCAAAAAUUCCUUACCCUAAAAGUUGUUUCUGUUGUAGAUCUGUCUUCUUAAUUUGAGAAGCAUUAUAAGGAGAUUCUGUUUAUUUAAGAAUUCAGAGCAUUCAUGAAACUUCUCCUUUGACCAUGUUCUUCCUUUCUGGGUUAGCACUGUUGGCAUGCCAGAGUGCCUGGCAAGUUCUCCAUAUGCUGCUGUGUCACAUAAACUAGAGAAUCCCCUUGGUGUGACCAAUACAGAUGCUUUGAAAGAAUGCACAGCCCAGGAAAGAGCUCUAUGGAUUCUGCUCUAGAGGUGCUUCCUCCCCUUUGGCUACCUGAAUUCCCAAAAUCACCCCUUCAUUCUUCCUUUCUUCCCUGGGUUCUUUGAGUAAGGGGACUGUGUCCAUGGGCAAACCUUGCCUCUCGCCUGUGGAGUCAUUAGCUUCUCUCUUGUGCCAAAGUCACCACUUUGUCCUUACCUACCAGUGCCCUGAAGGCUUCUCCUCUGAUGGAACCCCCAGUCUGUCCCUGGGCCUGAAGUAGAAGCAGGGAGAUGGAAAGACAAGCGCAUAGGGAAAGGUGGAUGGACUGUGUUCUGCACCUUUGGCUGACGUCCUCCUGGCAAGCCUAACCUCUGUCAGGGAUUGACUGAUUACAACAGUGGAUGCAUUUGCAUUCUGGAAAGAUCAUGGACUUGAGGCAAGUUAGUCAUUCAGGGAGGACUUUCUAGAAAUGGAAGGGGGUAUGUUUUCAGCUCAGACCUUUCACACUAAACUAAAAAAGGUUCUUCUGUGUCUUAGCUUUGAGUUCUCAAAAUCCCAUGGCUUCUACCCAGUAUCCUAAAGGGACUACAUUGGAUCCUGCCUUAAAUCUCCACCUGAAGCUUUUGCUCCAGACUUGAUUCAAGAUCUGCAAUUCCUAUCUCUGGCCAGGUCAAUUGGUAGACAACUAACAGAGAGAGGCCAUUUUCCAAGGUGAUCAGUAGAGGAAUCAUUGCCUGGCUGCUUUAGCAAUGGACAAAGGUUCCCUCUGCUCCCCACACCACCUCAGGGUAGCCUCUGGUGGCUUAGAUAGAUACCUGGGGACUUCUAAACCUCUCUUCCUGCUAAUGCAGGACAAGCAGUCCACACCAUCCCUAGGGUCUGCAAAACCUCUCUGAGCAAUCUCAGGGUGGAAGUGAGGUCAUUGCUUCAGGGGUCAAAGAAGAAAUACAUGCAUACCUGGGACCUUCUGCCUCACAACUGUUUAUGUCAGAGCUUAGCUGUCAAACUUGUUUCCUACCAAGAGAAGAAUUCCAGACUGAAGCCAACUUUGGCCAAGGAGCUGGGGCUGGAGUUCACUGUUACUGAAUGUUUAUUUUCCCAAGCUAGGGUAUCUUCCUACUACAGACCACUAGGGGAAAGAAGAGUGAAUGAAACAAAUUGUGUCCCAGGCAGGUUCCUACCUUCCUUCCAGAAACCAGCCCUGACUAACCAGUUCAGAAACAUUAGCUGGUUUUCCCUUUUUAUUAAGAUGUUUAUUUUUCUCUAUGACUCUUCAACAAAACUGGCUUAUCUCACCUUCUCUCCACCUAUCCACAAAUCUCAAAUGUUCUUAAAGGCCCUUUGAGAUUCAUUAGUCAUAGCUGGGUAAUUCUAGCCUGGAUAUGGGGCAAGACAGACCAUGGAGUUGAGUGCGAUGAGUACAGACUUAACAAAUGAUAUUUAUAUACACAUCAAUUUGAAGAGAAAAAAAAAUGUAUUUCUUUAGGUUUCAAACACUGUGUAACAAAUAUAAUGCAAAAAUAAAGACCUGUUGAAAAGUU